This is a messenger RNA of Spea bombifrons (plains spadefoot toad), 3705 nucleotides long. RefSeq names its product ATPase H+/K+ transporting non-gastric alpha2 subunit (gene ATP12A). The transcript has 23 exons. Gene Ontology annotation, molecular function: ATP hydrolysis activity; P-type sodium:potassium-exchanging transporter activity; ATP binding. The record is from RefSeq and is a predicted model, not a curated record. Gene Ontology annotation, biological process: proton transmembrane transport; intracellular potassium ion homeostasis; potassium ion import across plasma membrane. The coding region runs from base 247 to 3363 and encodes 1038 amino acids. Gene Ontology annotation, cellular component: membrane. NCBI's taxonomy places the organism in Eukaryota, Metazoa, Chordata, Amphibia, Anura, Pelobatidae.
GGGCUCUGGAAGGCUUUCCUGUCCUGGCUGAAGAUGUCACAGUGUGGGGAAGAUUGCAGCUAACAUUGGCUUUUUGUUGGGACAGCCACAGCCUCUACAAGCUCUUGCAUUCGUUCCAUCUCGUGAGACCCCAUUCCAUUUUUCUGGUCUGGUAUUUUUUAUAUACAUUUUUUCCAAUUCUCCAAUUUUUUUCCUAAGUUCUCCGGAGCCAAAGCAGCAGCUCCUUGCACCUUAAAGAAAAUAUCAAUGGGUACCGAGGGGAAACCUGAUGUUUAUACGGUGGAGAUCAGCGGGGCGAAUGAUGUAGAAAAUCCAGACAAAGAAAAUGGAGAAGAGAAUUAUAAAGAUCUCAAGAAGAAAAACAAGAAAAAGGGCAAGAAAGUAGAGGACCUUAAACAAGAGCUUGAACUGGAAGACCAUAAACUUGAAAUCGAAGAACUAGAAGCAAAAUAUGAAACAAGUAUUCUCAAAGGUCUCACCAGUGCAAGAGCUGCAGAGAUUCUGGCUCGCGAUGGUCCCAACGCACUGACCCCUCCAAAGGGCACUCCGGAAAUUGUCAAAUUCUUCAAACAGAUGAUAGGGGGCUUCUCCCUGCUUCUGUGGGCCGGCGCCAUCCUCUGCUGGAUUGCAUAUGGGAUCCAGUAUUCUCAGGACCAUAAUACAUCCAGGGACAACUUAUACCUGGGUGUAGUCUUGGCCGUGGUCGUCUUCCUCACAGGCUGCUUCGCUUAUUUCCAAGAGGCUAAGAGCACCAACAUCAUGGCCAGCUUCAACAAGAUGAUCCCACAGCAAGCGUUGGUUACAAGGAACGGAGAAAAAAUGGAAGUCCCGGCCACUGAGUUAGUUGUCGGAGAUGUGGUGGACGUAAAAGGUGGGGACAGAAUCCCAGCUGAUCUGAGGCUCGUCUUCGCACAAGGUUGUAAGGUGGACAAUUCAUCCCUGACGGGGGAAUCGGAGCCUCAGGCUCGUUCUUGCGAAUACACCCACGAAAACCCGCUUGAAACCAAGAACAUCGCUUUUUACUCCACCACGUGUCUGGAAGGUACAGCUAAGGGUAUUGUAAUCAACACCGGCGACAAUACAAUCAUCGGUCGAAUUGCUUCCCUGGCUUCCGGCGUAGGCAACGAGAAGACCCCCAUCGCGGUGGAAAUUGAGCACUUUGUCCACAUCGUGGCCGGAGUUGCCAUCUCCGUUGGCAUUAUUUUCUUCAUAAUUGCCAUGUCCAUGGGGUACAGCGCCCUCAAUUCCAUCAUUUUCCUCAUCGGAAUCAUCGUGGCUAACGUACCUGAAGGUCUCCUGGCCACUGUGACUGUAACCCUCUCUCUGACAGCGAAGCGAAUGGCAAAGAAAAACUGCUUAGUGAAGAAUCUGGAAGCCGUGGAAACGUUGGGUUCCACCUCGAUUAUCUGCUCCGACAAAACAGGGACCCUGACGCAGAACAGGAUGACCGUGGCGCAUCUUUGGUUUGAUGACCACAUCCAUUCGGCAGACACCAGUGAAGACCAAACACAUCAUUCUUUCGAACAGACGUCCGAGACGUGGACCGCAUUGUGCAAGAUCGUAUCGCUGUGUAACCGCGCUGAGUUCCGAGCUGGUCAGGAGGACGUCCCCAUUAUGAAAAAAACUGUGGCUGGAGACGCUUCCGAAACAGCCCUUUUAAAAUUUUCUGAAGUUAUCACGGGCAACGUCAUGAACAUCAGGGAACGGAACAGAAAAGUGUGCGAAAUUCCAUUUAACUCCACGAAUAAAUUUCAGCUGUCUGUACACGAGACCGAUGACCCAAACGAUAAGCGGCUCCUGCUGGUGAUGAAAGGAGCUCCAGAAAGAAUUCUAGACCGGUGCUCCUCCAUCAUGAUAGGCGGCAAGGAACAGCCUCUGGAUGAGAACAUGAAGGAAGCGUUUCAAACCGCGUACAUGGAGCUGGGAGGACUCGGCGAGCGAGUGUUAGGAUUUUGCCACCUGUAUCUCCCCGAAGAUGAAUAUCCAGACUCUUACCCAUUCGACACAGAAUCUGUGAACUUUCCGACCUCAAACCUCUGUUUCGUUGGACUUUUGUCGAUGAUCGAUCCACCUCGUUCCACAGUACCCGACGCUGUGGCAAAAUGUAGAAGCGCAGGAAUCAAGGUUAUAAUGGUCACUGGUGACCAUCCGAUCACCGCCAAGGCGAUUGCUAGAAGUGUCGGUAUAAUUUCAGCUGGCAGUGAAACCGUGGAGGACAUUGCUAAGCGUCUUAACAUUUCUAUUGAACAAGUUGAUAAACGUCAAGCCAAAGCUGCCGUUGUGAACGGUGGAGAGUUGAAGGACAUGUCUUUGGAAGAUCUGGAUGAUAUUCUGGCUCAUCACUCUGAAAUCGUCUUUGCUCGGACUUCACCCCAACAGAAGCUGAUUAUCGUGGAGGGUUGUCAGAGGCAGAACUUUGUGGUGGCCGUGACUGGCGAUGGCGUCAACGACUCUCCUGCCCUGAAAAAGGCUGAUAUUGGAAUCGCUAUGGGCAUCGCAGGAUCCGACGCGGCAAAAAAUGCAGCCGACAUGAUUUUACUUGAUGACAACUUUGCCUCCAUUGUCACCGGAGUCGAAGAAGGGCGUCUUAUUUUUGAUAACAUAAAAAAAUCCAUCGGUUACACGCUGACUAAAAAUAUAGCUGAACUCUGCCCUUUCCUGAUCUACAUCAUCGCCAGCAUCCCGCUGCCAAUUGGCACCAUCACCAUCCUGUUCAUUGACUUGGGCACAGACAUCAUUCCGUCGGUGUCUUUUGCCUAUGAAAAGGCAGAGAGGGACAUUAUGAACCGCAAGCCCCGGAGGAAGAACGUGGACAGACUGGUGAACCAGCAGCUGGCUUUAUAUGCGUAUCUGCAAAUCGGAAUCAUACAGUCCGUGGGGGCAUUUCUAAAUUAUUUCACCGUCAUGGCCGAGCAAGGAUUUCUGCCCUACACGCUGCUGGGGAUCCGCGUGCAAUGGGAGAACAUAGAGGAUCAGGAACUGGAAGACAGCUACGGCCAGCAAUGGACUUUCCACCAGCGUCAGUUUCUGGAGUGGACCGGCUACACGGCUUUCUUUAUCAGCAUCGUGAUGGAGCAGCUGGCUGAUCUGUUAAUCAGGAAGACGAGGAGAAACUCUGUGUUUCAGCAGGGAUUAUUCAAAAAUAAGUUCCUCUUAAUGGGGAUGGCGUCACAAGUCGCCAUCGCAGCUUUCCUGUCCUAUUGCCCUGAAAUGCCUUAUGCCCUGAAGUUUGCGCCUCUAAGGGUUCAGUACUGGUUUGUUUCGAUCCCUUACGUCAUCUUAAUCAUAAUUUAUGAUGAAUUUCGUAAGCUGUUCAUCAGACAAUAUCCAGGCAGCUGGUGGGAUAAGAAUAUGUAUUAUUAGAUUUCAUCGGACCCUUUUUCACCUUCCCUGGACGGUGCAGUCAAACGUUCUUAAUGUAUAUGAUUACUACAGACCGAGGCUGAUGUUUCAGAGCUGUGAUAAAGUAACUCCUGUUUGUUGAACAAAUCAGGAUAACUGAAAAUACACUGUAAAUGUUCUGUAUAAAGUAAAAAUAUACAAAUUAUGCCUAUUUUAGCAAAAAAAUGUGAAAAUUUAAAAAGACAUCAUUUGCCCGAUUAAUGAAAAUUGUACAGAAAUUGUAAAUUUUGUUUCGGCUUCUGCCAAAACUGCUAUCUUUUCAUUACUUUAUUGGUGCAAAAUAAAGUCUUUUUUCAUUCAGUA